ACUACCCAUAAGAGAAGGUGAAGAAUGGAGGGUUUGUUUACACCGUAAGAGAAGAUUAACAUGCUUCACAAGGAGCGGGUGGCCGGCAUUUCUCAUGUCCCUCUGGGUCCGAGCGAGCGGGCGAAUCCGGCAGCCAAGCAAUCCACAUCGACGCCGGCGCGCAGCAUGACCGAUGAGCUCGGGAGCCAAUCUGUCAAGGUGGCCCAAGGCAUACAGUCCAACGAAGUAGCUGUACGCGAGUACCUACCCGACAAAGAGAACGUUCAUCGAGAAAAGAAUACUAAAUAUCUACUGAUAAACCGACGAUUUAUUGGAUCCAUUUGUCCUCGUUUGGAAUUUACUAGUGUUGAUGGCAACGAUUACUGAAUCCAAAGUUCAAUAUUCUACUUCCGAUCAACGUCGCUGAACCGGCGGAUUGACAAAGACACGGAAAACGACGAACAACAUGAAUCAAUCGAUACGAUCGAUAAGCUGUAGUAGGAGUAGUUUUUUAUAUCACCAUGCCAAUAUGUAUACUAAUGCUUCCGUCCAGCAACUUGCUUCUGCCAUCCAGCUCGCAGCAGUUGCAGAAAAAAGAUCGACCCAGCAAUGGCGCCGCGACUCUCUGGGGCUGCCGUGCUGCUCAUCCUCGUCGUCGUCCCCCUUUGCAUGUACACCUGUGCCUUCCUCGUCGGCAUGGAGCUCGGCCGGGCGCUAGAGAGGAGGCCGGACAGCGUCAGCGUCAGGUUCAGCAUCAGAGGGGUCCUCGACUAUGUGACAAAGGAGCUAUGGUAUACCAAUGGACAAGGCAGGGAUUUUGUUGGUGAUGAAAGACAUCAGUUCAUACGUCUCGUCCCGGCAAGCCCUCGUGUCGGAAGUUCUAUGCGACCUGAGCAUCCCUACGGCACAACGGGUGAUCUAAAGAGCAAUGCUACUCCCAAGGCCAAGAGAUACCACGGAAAUCACACUUCGCCGAGGGGCGUGAUCAGCGUCGGCCCAUGGGGUGGAUCCGGUGGGCAGCCUUUCUACAUGCGUGGCCGGAGCGCUCCUCGCCUCCGUAGCAUCAUCGUGUACCAUUCCAGCGUGAUUCACUCCUUGGCCUGCGAGUACUCCCAAGCCGGUGAUGGGGUGAACUGGAUGGGCGGUCCAUGGGGGCUCCCACAUUCCUUUGGUUCCAGAGGAGUUCGUGCCACGAUCAACCUUUGUGCAGGCGAGCAUGUCACCGCAGUGGAGGGGACUAUCGGGGUUUUCGCAAAUGUCCCCAACGUUGUCAUCACCUCGCUGACGUUCCGCACUAACAUCGGCAGAAGUUACGGGCCGUACGGCAGCGACAAGGCAGCAGGGACGACGGGGACGCCUUUCUCUGUCCCGGCGGCGGACGGCGCCUGCAUCGUUGGCUUCUGGGGACGCUCCGGCUGGCUUCUUGAUGCCAUUGGGGUUUACGUCAGGCCGUGCUCCAACCCGACAAGCGCAAGAGAUGGGAGAAACUAAGUGGAGGAGGUAGUGUUCUUCCAUACAAGUUCCAGCUCUACGUACAUUGAAUAUUGCCACUGUUAAAACACCUGUAACCGUACGCCAUGGCCGCAUCUACACCAUGGUAUCUGAAGUUUCCGUUUGUGGCCGGUACAAAACAUAAAUAACAGGACCAUAUAUGUGCAUGCACCUUGGUACAUGGUGCAGUCGUAAGGAGUAAGUACUAUUUG
Phragmites australis (common reed) is the source of this 1682-nucleotide messenger RNA. Its product is annotated as mannose/glucose-specific lectin-like. Gene Ontology annotation, molecular function: carbohydrate binding. The transcript has 4 exons. The coding region runs from base 589 to 1470 and encodes 293 amino acids. The record is from RefSeq and is a predicted model, not a curated record. Lineage: Eukaryota; Viridiplantae; Streptophyta; Magnoliopsida; Poales; Poaceae.